Messenger RNA from Symsagittifera roscoffensis, 1769 nucleotides. RefSeq lists its product as uncharacterized. NCBI's taxonomy places the organism in Eukaryota, Metazoa, Xenacoelomorpha, Acoela, Convolutidae. The transcript is spliced from 5 exons. The record is from RefSeq and is a predicted model, not a curated record. Bases 313 to 1128 code for a protein of 271 amino acids.
UCAAAGCUAGUCAUCAAAAAGUAAUGCUAAAACUUAGAUUUUUGAAUAGAGGUAAUCAGGACAAGUCGACAUGUCGUAUAUCUUACAUAUGUAUAAAUAUGUUCUCAUACUGUCGAAAGAGUCAAAAAAACGCUCGCAGACCAAUUAGAGUAUAAUUUGACCAAUUAAUUUAUUUUUUCAUAUUUUCAACCAGCGACAAGUGCUUUUCAAAAAUAUAUCAUUUACUCCUAUAGAAGUUUAAAUCACCUUUAUAAAAUCUCAAAACUGCCUUCUCACACAAUUUAUAAGCAUUGUCUCUAAAUUGCUUUAAUUAUGUUCCCAUCUUGGAUUUUCGUAUUAGCGAUGAUAGCAACCAUCGUCGAGACUGGCAGUGGAGAACUCCACAACAAUCUAAACGAGCCGAAAAACAGAGCAGAAGCAGCCGCAAAUCAGUUUGGAUCUCCGGCACUGCAGCUUCAUCCACUCAGCUGCCAGAAAGAGCGGGACCGAUCUGGGUUUAUAUGGUCAAGGGGUCACUAUUUUACAGGGUACAAUGGGUCAGAUUGUAAGACGAGUCUAUACACUCCGAAACAGACAACACCCAGUUUGGACACAUCGGAAAUGCGGAUGACGAAAGAUCUUGGGAAUGGGUCCAUUUGUUUGGAAAGGAUCCAAAUUCAAAAACGAUGGAAAGACGUCUCUAAUCUCCAAGGAAUUCUAGUUGAGCUGAUAAUAGAGGGGAAACUGAGUGCACGAGGAUGGCCGAUUGAGUUCGAACGAACUCAAACGGAGUUCUUGUUGGGUCAGUUGAACUUGAACUAUUCGACCGGACUGAACAACAUCUUGUUCUGUUUGCAGCUGAAUGAGUUCAACUUGACAGUUCUCUCGUCCAGUCAAAUGAUCCAAAUAAUGGUCUGGAUUAGUGAACUCCCAAUUGACUACUCCGGUUCGAGACGUGAACCGCACCAGGCAAGACAGAUAAUCGGAGAUAUGGAUCAUAAAUCGGACAGAUUUGUUAUUUGUGAGCUGCCAUCGGAGAUAAACAUCAUAGUCAUUCCCAUUGCUGUCGUGCUCGCUAUUGUGACCUUCUUUGGCCUUCUUUUUCUGUUUGUUUCACUGCGUAUGUGGAACACAAACCGCGGACAAUGACAGCAACCCACGAACAAAUACCCGACCCUAGUGAUAGUGUAUCAAUUUAUUUUUUCAAAACUGAUAUAAACUGCGAAUGCUAACCAUAAUUGCCAUAAUCUCACUAUACUUUUACAUGCUUUUCAAAAAAGCAUAAAAACCGGAACUUUUUGGUCAGUAGAAAGUUUAAAUGCAUUAAAAUAAACACAUAGAAAAACACUACAUGUAAAAAAUGCAGGUAAACUGUAAAUGCAGGUAAACGCUUGCACAGAGUUUUCACAAGAAAAAACGAAAAACCUCCCUGAGCACAAAUUUAGAGCACAAACACCCUGAAAAACGCUUUUCGAAAGUCAGAAGAAGUCAACUAGUUUUGCAUGUAGUUUUGCACAAUGUUUAGAGUGUACUUACCGAAACCCCUGCAAACCACAAUUUAAUUAAGAGCAAAAAAUGCUAAUGUAUAUGUGUUAUUCAAUGUGCACAAGGUCUACUAACUUGCCGGCUGAAGGUGCUAUUUGUAGCCAGUUUGGUAUUUUAUUUUAGAUUCAUCCUUAGUUCAAUUUAUUAGUCGAUUGAUUUGUAUACGAGAAAAACUGUAAAUGAAGUCGUUAACAGCGCUGCCUAUUUUUAAGUUAGUUGCUAAGAAUAAACCUAAUUAAACCAAA